AUGUCACUCCACGUUCCCAUAACCGUCCAUGGAGACAAGAGACAGGGGCCGUUCAAGCCCAUCUACAGAUUCUUUGGAUGCGACGAACCCAACUACGUCUACAUGAAAGACGGCGAGAAAUUGAUCCAGAAGCUGGGCCAGCUGGGAAGUGACCAGGUCUAUUUCCGUGUCCACAAUCAAUUCACCACGGGCAAGGGAGUCCAUGCCCUGAAAUGGGGGAGCACGAAUGUCUACACCGAGGACGAGGCGGGAAACCCCAUCUACGACUGGACCAUCAUCGACCAGAUCUACGACACGUGGCUGUCGCGCAACGUCAAGCCCUACGUCCAGUUUGGAUUCAUGCCCGAGGCCCUGUCGACCGAUCCCCAGCCGUACCAACACUCGUGGACGCCGACGGCUUCUUACAAAGAAGUCUUCACGGGCUGGACGUAUCCCCCUAAGGACUACGAGAAGUGGGGGGAGCUCGUCUACCAGUGGACCAAGCAUGUGGUCGAUAAAUACGGCAAGGCGGAAGCGGAGACCUGGUACUGGGAGACCUGGAACGAGCCCAACAUCGGCUACUGGCAAGGAACCCACGAGGAGUACUGCAAGCUCUACGACUACACCGUCGAGAACGUGCGGAGGGCUCUACCCACGGCCUUCGUGGGUGGUCCUGAAACGGCCGACGGCGGGCCAGAGUACCUGCGGAGGUUCUUCGAGCACUGCCUACGAGGCAAGAACUAUGUUACUGGAAAGAUAGGCUCUGCUCUCGACUUUACCUCGUUCCAUGCCAAAGGGAAGCCAGAGUUUAUCGAGGCGUCGCAGCACGUUCGCAUGAAUGUCGGUCGACAGCUCCGCAUCAUCGACGAGUCUUUCGGUGUCAUUGCGUCGUUCCCCGAACUCAAGGACAAGCCCAUUGUCAUUGGGGAGUCAGACCCAGAGGGCGCCGCGGCUGCCCAGGGUCCGCAGCUUGGAUAUCGCAAUGGGACCAUGUAUUCGUCCUAUACCGCAGCCAGCUUUAUCCGCAAGCAAGACCUUGCCGCUCGACACGGCGUCAAUCUUGAAGGCGCUCUGACCUGGGCAUUUGAAUUCGAGGACCAACCGUACUUUGCUGGAUUUCGGGUCCUGGCGACCAACGACAUUGACCUGCCCGUUCUCAAUGUAUUCAGAAUGUUUGCAAAGAUGGGAGGAUCGCGCCUCGAGACCAAGAGCCAAGGACAGGUCCCACUAGAGAACAUUCUCCAGAACAGUGUGCGAGACGGACCGGAUCUCGGUGCUGCUGCCACGUUGGAUGGGGAGAGACUGAGCAUCUUCGUGUGGCAUUACCAUGAUGACGAUCAGCCGGGGGAGGUGGCCAACGUGGACAUCUCUCUCCAGGGACUCAAAUGGAACUCGCCGAGCAGUAGUCGACUGAAGCACUACCGCAUUGACGAGCAUCACAGUAACGCAUAUACAAAGUGGAAAGCCAUGGGUUCUCCACAGACCCCGUCGAGCGAGGAAUAUAGGCAGCUUUCUGAAGCGGCCAGGCUGACCACGCUGGAGGACCACGAGACGGAGAUUGGCACCAGAGAUUCCAUCACAACAUUGUCGUUUGCUCUUCCUCGCCAAGGCGUGUCUCUGGUCGUGCUCGAGGGAGUCUCGUAG
Molecule: messenger RNA, 1623 nt
Organism: Fonsecaea nubica
Lineage: Eukaryota; Fungi; Ascomycota; Eurotiomycetes; Chaetothyriales; Herpotrichiellaceae
Exons: 1
Coding region: 1-1623 (540 amino acids)
Biological process (GO): carbohydrate metabolic process
Molecular function (GO): hydrolase activity, hydrolyzing O-glycosyl compounds
Source: RefSeq, a predicted model, not a curated record